AUGACCGAAGUUGACGAUUACUGUUGUGCCAUCGACCGGCACCUGCACGAGCUGCUCGACGAAGCCAGCGAGCAGCAGCAACGCAACGAGCAGGGCGAAAUCGGCUACCAAGCGCCGCAAUUCUACAAUGUCGUCCACAUUAGCGACGCCGAGAAGCUGAGUGAUAACGGCUCGUCAUUUAUUGCGUACUCGAUCAUCUUUGGCGACUACGAAGUGAAGCGCCGCUACAGCGAAUUUGAGUCGCUGCGAACGUGCCUGUGCCGUCUGUAUCCGACGUUUAUUGUCCCGCCGAUUCCCGAGAAGCACUCAAUCACGCAGUAUGCAGUGCUGCAAAAGCGAGCCAAGGAAGACCAGUACAUUAUCGAGCGCCGCAAGCGUAUGCUGGAGCGGUUCCUGAACCACCUGGUCGAACACCCGAUUCUGAGCAGCGAGCACAUUGUGCACCGCUUCUUUGAAAACGGCGUGUCAUGGACCGAAGUGCUGCACUCGCCAGUCGUCACCAACCUGCCCAAGACGCCGCUGUACUCCUCCCCGUCACGCUCUCCAGGAUCAUCCAUCGCGGACGGCACCAGCGUGCAGAUGCCCAAAAUUGCUGCCACGAACAGUCUUGCAGCAGACGUGCCUGUGCCCAGCACGCUGGCGCCGAUUCGCAACGUCGAGGCGCGGUGGAUGGAUUGCGAGCUGUUUACGAACCGCUACUCGAACCAGUUCUCGGGUGUGGUUGAGAAGAGCGAGCGCAAGAUUUAUCGCAAGCUGGGCGAGCUGUCGGGUGACUACGCGGAGCUUGGCGCUGUGCUCAACGGAUUCAGUCUGCUGGACAAUCAGCGCGAGGACUUGGCAGCGGCAAUCGAAAAGGCAGGCCAGGCUAUUGAUAGCUCGUACAUUGAGAUUAACGCCCUGCUGCGUAGCAUGGAGGCCGAUAUGAGCGAGCCUAUCCACGAGUACUCGCAGUACGCCAGCAUCAUCAAGCAGGUCCUCCGGUUCCGAAUGCUCAAGAACCUGCAGGUCGACAACACCCAGGAUGCUCUGCUGUACCAGAAGAAGAAGCUCGAUACGCUGCUCCAGGCCGACGACGAAGCAAAGAAGCUGGCGCAGGUGCUUGAGACAAGCGGCACCAAGGUCUCGCCGACUACUACAACCGCUGCCGCUGCUGCAAACCCAGGGGACUUUAGCGAACCCGAAGAUGUCGACCCCAAUGGCUUUGUCACGCCGCAGAGAGCAAACACCGAUGCUGCGUCCUCGGUCAAUGCCCUGGGCGACGGCAUCAUGAACCGCCUGACGUACGCACUCAAUGGCAUGAUGGAUGUGGACCCCGAGCAGAUGCGCCGCAACCAGAUCGGCCGGGCCUCGGACAAGAUCAGCAUUCUGGAGGAGCAGCUUGAGAUGCUGAGCAACGACCUGGUGCUGGUCAACACAAGCACGCAAGAUAAUCUGGAUCGCUUCCAGAAGCAAAAGAUGCGCGAAGUCAAGGCCGUCCUGGUAGCCAUGUCCAAGAUGCACCUCGAGUGGGCCGAGAAGAAUCUAGAGAUCUGGAAAGAGGCAAAGGAGGCCGUAGACACCGUCGAUGCUGUUUGAAGGACGCCAAUUGUGGACUUUUCUCUGUAGCGAUAUACAAGGUGCGGGGACCAGAAAAAUUGGACAAGGAAUAUACCAUUCUUCGUUGAUGCAUUCAAUUUUAGUCAAUUGACAACCAAGUCGACUGUUAUUUAUCGCUAGACCCAGAUGCCAACACCAAUGGUAUCGCCAAUGGCAUCCAGAGUCAGGCAUAUAAAAACACCAAAGACCCAAAUCCCAGUUGCCAUUGGAGGUCAUUCACAGUUACU
Messenger RNA from Linderina pennispora, 1823 nucleotides. RefSeq lists its product as uncharacterized. Gene Ontology annotation, molecular function: phosphatidylinositol binding. The record is from RefSeq and is a predicted model, not a curated record. The transcript is spliced from 2 exons. Gene Ontology annotation, biological process: retrograde transport, endosome to Golgi. Lineage: Eukaryota; Fungi; Kickxellomycota; Kickxellomycetes; Kickxellales; Kickxellaceae. The coding region runs from base 1 to 1575 and encodes 524 amino acids.